This is a messenger RNA of Oncorhynchus masou masou (cherry salmon), 879 nucleotides long. Its product is annotated as protein B4. Gene Ontology annotation, cellular component: nucleosome. NCBI's taxonomy places the organism in Eukaryota, Metazoa, Chordata, Actinopteri, Salmoniformes, Salmonidae. Gene Ontology annotation, molecular function: DNA binding. Bases 1 to 879 code for a protein of 292 amino acids. The record is from RefSeq and is a predicted model, not a curated record. The transcript has 5 exons. Gene Ontology annotation, biological process: nucleosome assembly.
AUGGCACCUAAAAAAACGGUAGCCUCUGAAGAAGGAAUCGCAUCUUCUGAAUCACCCAAUAUAGAUGAGAAAGUGUCGAGAAAAGCUCAAUCCGAGUCCAGCAAAGCACCUGAUGUGGCAAGGAAAACACACCUUCAUCCACCAACGAUGAUAAUGGUCAAAGAAGCGCUGAAGGAAUUGGACUCUCGAAAGGGUGUUUCCUCGCAGGCCAUUCGUAAUUACAUAACAGAGAAAUAUCCAUCUUUAGACCAGGUGAGGUUGAAGUACAUGAUGCGCAAGGCCCUGAACAAAGGAAUCGAGAGCGGGGUAUUGGCGAGGCCACCUAACUCCACUGCAAGCGGCGCACAGGGGAGGUUUCGGCUUGCAGUCAGGGGUAAAUUGAAGGAGCCCAAGCUUAAGGCCACUGAGAACACUGAUCCCAAUGUGGCGAAGGCCUCCAAGGCUGGAGCCAAGAAGACCAAAGGAAUUUCUGAGAGAACUACAGCCAAAAAGGAGAAGAUUUCAGAGGAUGCAAAACCCAAGAAGGCUCCUGGUGGCUCCAAGGUGGCCCCUACGAAGAAGCCCAAGGCGACGAGGCCUGCAGUGGAAGGAGGGGCUGAGGACCAGCCCAAAGCACUGAAGACUACCAAAGCAGCCAAGAAGGGCGAGGGGGCAGCCAAGAAGGGCGAGGGGGCAGCCAAGAAGGGCGAGGGGGCAGCCAAGAAGGGCGAGGGGGCAGCCAAGAAGGGCGAGGGGGCAGCCAAGAAGGGCGAGGGGGCAGCCAAGCCAAGAAGGGCGAGGGGGCAGCCAAGAAGGGCGAGGGGGCAGCCAAGAAGGGCGAGGGGCAGCCAAGAAGGGCGAGGGGGCAGCCAAGAAGGGCGAGGGGGCUCCUGCUGCUAG